Messenger RNA from Melanotaenia boesemani (Boeseman's rainbowfish), 511 nucleotides. RefSeq names its product RNA polymerase II, I and III subunit L (gene polr2l). The record is from RefSeq and is a predicted model, not a curated record. Gene Ontology annotation, biological process: transcription by RNA polymerase I; transcription by RNA polymerase II; tRNA transcription by RNA polymerase III. Lineage: Eukaryota; Metazoa; Chordata; Actinopteri; Atheriniformes; Melanotaeniidae. Gene Ontology annotation, cellular component: RNA polymerase II, core complex; RNA polymerase III complex; RNA polymerase I complex. The transcript has 3 exons. Gene Ontology annotation, molecular function: DNA binding; zinc ion binding; DNA-directed RNA polymerase activity. The coding region runs from base 158 to 361 and encodes 67 amino acids.
UAUAUAUAUUCAAAAACAAAUUCCUACCACUACCGGAAGUUGUGACUGCAGUCUGCAGAGACCGAUAGGAAACGAGACAAGACUCUGCUGGACCUGUUGUCUUCUAGAAAAUUCAAAGUAUUGCGUUAGAAAAAAUAGAUUACGACAGUGUUCCAGUAUGAUUAUCCCCGUGAGGUGCUUCACUUGUGGGAAGAUCGUGGGUAACAAAUGGGAAGCUUACCUCGGCCUACUUCAAGCUGAGUAUACUGAGGGUGAUGCACUUGAUGCCCUGGGCCUGAAGAGGUACUGUUGCCGGAGGAUGCUCCUUUCUCAUGUGGAUCUUAUUGAGAAAUUAUUAAAUUAUGCUCCACUGGAGAAAUAACUGGAAGAACUGUAUGGACUUUGUAGAGCCAUGGCUUGGUUAAAUUUGUGUGAUAUCUGACAAAAAAUACAAGCUGCAGAGGACUUUAUUUUGUAUACAUAUUCAGUGAUGGUUUUUUUUUGUUGUAUUCAAAUAAAACUGUUAACACAG